Molecule: messenger RNA, 1310 nt
Organism: Marmota flaviventris (yellow-bellied marmot)
Lineage: Eukaryota; Metazoa; Chordata; Mammalia; Rodentia; Sciuridae
Gene: Dipk2b
Product: divergent protein kinase domain 2B
Source: RefSeq, a predicted model, not a curated record
CCAGGAUGGAACUCCGGCCAGGGCCCGAGGCUGCCGCUCUCCGUCUGGGCUGGCUGGCCCUGCUGCUCUUGUGGAUCUCAGCCCUGAGCUAUUCUUUCUCCUCACCAGCUUCUCUCCCUCCUUCUCCGGUGCCCCGAGUCCGAACCAGCUACAAUUUGGGAAGGACAUUCCUCGGUCUUGAUAAAUGCAAUGCCUGCAUCGGGACAUCUAUUUGCAAGAAGUUCUUUAAAGAAGAAAUAAGGUUUGACAACACGCGGGCUUCCCACCUUGGACUACCUCCUGGUGACUUGCCUUCUUACUCUGCAAAUUACUCAGAUGAUUCCAAAACCUGGCGCCCUGUGGAGAUCUUGAGGCUGGCCAGCAAAUACCAAAAUGAGAUCUCAGACAGGAGAAUCUGUGUGUCAGCAUCAGCUCCAAAGACCUGCAGCAUUGAGCGUGUCUUGAGGAAAACAGGGAGAUUCCAGAAAUGGCUGCAAGCCAAGCGCCUCACACCAGACUUGGUGCAGGGACUACCCAGCCCCUUCCUGCGCUGCCCUUCACAGAGACUCCUAGACCGUGUGGUCCGGCGAUAUGCUGAGGUAGCUGAUGCUGGCAGCAUCUUCAUGGACCACUUUACUGACCGUGACAAGCUGCGUCUGCUCUACACGCUCUCUGUCAAUGCUCACCCCAUUCUCCUACAGAUCUUCCCUGGGGCGGAGGGAUGGCCGCUGCCCAAGUACCUGGGCUCCUGUGGCAGAUUCCUUGUCAGCACCAGCACCAGGCCACUGCAGGAAUUCUAUGGUGCACCCCCAGACCAGGCAGCUGACCUCGCCUACCAGCUCCUUGGUGUCCUGGAGUCCCUGAGAAGCAAUGAUUUGAACUAUUUCUUCUACUUCACCCAUGUUGAUGCAGGCAUGUUUGGCAUCUUUAACAACGGGCAUCUGUUCAUCCGGGAUGCCAGAGCACUGGGCGUCAUCGACAAGCAGGAAGGUAGCCAAGUAGCCACCAGGGCAGGAGAAGAUCAAGACAUUUUUAGCUGCCUGGUUUCUGGCUGCCAGGCCCAGCUGCCCUCCUGCAAUAUGGUUCCUGAGAAGCAGAGCCUUGUGCUGGUCUGUCAGCAGUUGCUGCCUCGACUUCUUCAGGGGAGGUUCCCCUCCCCAGUACAAGAGGAGAUAGACACUGCUCUUGCUCAGUGUGGCGAGGAGGCCAGCCCAGAUCCAGAAGUCCUUGGAGCUGCCACCCGGCUGAAGGACAUCUUGAGGCCCCUGAGAACCUGUGGCCCCAGAUUUGCCUACCGCUACCCAGACUGCAAGUACAAUGAUAAGUUCUGA